This is a messenger RNA of Miscanthus lutarioriparius, 1110 nucleotides long. NCBI's taxonomy places the organism in Eukaryota, Viridiplantae, Streptophyta, Magnoliopsida, Poales, Poaceae. The record is from the annotation of a GenBank genome assembly.
AUGAAACAAGCCCACAGCAAAGAGAUGCAGCAGGAUGAGUUGCACGAACGAAAAUGCCGCCGGAUUUGCGGUACCCGAAUCUCGAGGAAAUAUCUCGGGGGCCGCCUGCGAGUCCGCCCCGGAAAGAGGUGUGUAGGGUUGGUGGGGAUCCAUCCAUCGAUUCGGAUGGGCGAGGAGGCGGUGGACGACUACGAGCUCCACAUGGUGUGCUACGGCGGCGACGACGACGGGCGCGUGAUGGAGUGGGAGUCGGGGCUCCCGGGCGCCGACGAGCUGACCCCUCUGUCGCAGCCGCUGGUGCCCCCGGGUCUGGCGGCGGCGUUCCGCAUCCCGCCGGAGCCCGGGCGGACGCUGCUGGACGUGCACCGCGCGUCGGCGGCCACGGUGUCGCGGCUGCGGCGCGCGCCGUCGUCGUCGUCGUCGGGCAGCGGAGGGAGCGGCUCCUCCUUCGCGCCCUUCCAUCCCCAGGCGGGGGCAGCGGGACACGCAAGGGGGGACGAGGGGGGCGGACUCGUCAGCAGCCAUCGGCGGCGCGGCGACCAACAACGCCAACAGCAGCAAGCGUCCCCGGCUGGUUUGGACGCCGCAGCUGCACAAGCGGUUCGUGGACGUGGUGGCGCACCUGGGGAUCAAGAACGCGGUGCCCAAGACCAUCAUGCAGCUGAUGAACGUGGAAGGGCUGACGCGCGAGAACGUGGCCAGCCACCUGCAGAAGUACCGGCUGUACGUGAAGCGGAUGCAGGGCCUCUCCAACGAAGGGCAGUCCCCGUCCGACCACAUCUUCGCCUCCACGCCGGUGCCGCACAGCCUGGUGCACGAGCCGCAGCCGCAGCAGGUGCCCGUCCCAACCAGCAUGUACGCUAUGCAUGGCGUCGCCGCUGUCGGCAUGGUGCCCAUGGCCAGCGGCGGACAGGCGUACCACCACUACCACCACCACAACGGAAGAGGGUACCCGCACCCGCAGGCGGCGUACCACCACGCCGACAAAUAACACUCGCUUCUUCGGCACCGCAGGCGGCCUGUAUCCACUCCCUAUCCUUAGUAUUUCUCAUUUGCAGCCACGACUCGGAGGAGAGAAUCCAAGCAACAACAAUAACAAGCGAUUACUGA